AUGCCCGAUGUUUUCUGCACCACAGCCUGCGACUUCUUAUGGGAACCGGCUUAUCAUGGGGAGUUAAGUGAAGGCUGGCAGCCGAAGACUCACAGUCAGGAACUGCAGUAUAUCAUACGGGAAAUUGCAGGCCAAACCCAAGUCCAUGUCUUCAAGGGCAGUGAUUGUCUGGAAUCAUACAAGGUGGAAGAAAACACAGGUGACUACGUGCCGAAGGUCAAGGAUGGUGAAAGGCACAUGUUCAGAUAUCUCUCCCAGUUGGAGUCUGUUUUCAAAGAGGCAGGCGUCGAUAUUGGAAUGCCAAUCAGAAAAGAGGAGGAUCCAGUUAUCAAGCUCACUGACAUCGAACAUUGUGAACAAGCCUUAAACUGGCGGAAAUCCAUCCGGGAAUUUAAGCUGGAUGACAAACUGGGAGAAGGCUACUUCGGAAAAGUUCGAGUUGGAGAAUGCGAUGGCAAGAAGGUCGCAGUAAAAGAGGUUACUCAGAACUCCGAAAUAUCCGUCACUGGAUUUAUGGAGGUGGCCGUAAUGCUCGACUUAAAUCACGCAAAUCUCGUUCGGCUGUGUGGCUGGGAUUUUCAAGAUCAAAAGCUCUAUAUCAUUACUGAACUUGUACACGGUGAAACACUAUGCUCCUAUGUUCAAAAGGCAAAGAAGAAGGAUCUAGAGAAUCUGGGUCUGGAAAACAUAGUGCUGGGCAUUGCCCGCGGUUUGAAAUACCUGCAGGCUCGGAAGUUAGUUCAUCGAGAUCUGGCUGCGAGAAAUAUCUUCCUGGAUGAUGGCAAGACACCAAAGAUCGGUGACUUUGGACUCUGUCGAAGGGAGGGUUCAUGCUAUCCUUGUGGAGAGGUGCCAGUAAAGUGGUCGGCACCAGAGGUUUUAAAGAACAAAGAAAACUACAGCACGAAAUCGGACAUCUGGUCCUACGGUAUUGUCCUCUGGGAGGCAUACAGUCUCGGGCACGUACCCUUCUUUAAUGUACCCAAUAACAAGCUGAGCGAUGAAUUGCAGAAGGCCUUCAAGGCGAAAAAGUGUCCACUUUACUUCCCCGAAAAAACUCCUAAAGCGGUCAAGGCGAGAGCCUCUAUCUCCUCCAUCUUUGCGUCAAAGAGGGCCUCUACCUCCCUCAUCUUCGCCUACGAAAGAUCCUCUAACUCCUUCAUCUUUGCCUACGAGAGAUCCUCUACCUCCUUCAUCUUCGCCUACGAAAGAUUCUCUUACUUCAACACCUUUGCCCUCGAGUGA
Molecule: messenger RNA, 1245 nt
Organism: Dibothriocephalus latus
Lineage: Eukaryota; Metazoa; Platyhelminthes; Cestoda; Diphyllobothriidea; Diphyllobothriidae
Source: the annotation of a GenBank genome assembly